UUUCGUUCACAUUUAGGGUGUGUUCCGUUGCACGCAUUGAGCGCAUAGAUCGCCUUGAAAUCUAUAAUAUAUGUUACGUGAACUAUAGAUUUCCAGGCGAUCUAUGCGCUCAAUGCGUGAAACGGAACGCACAACGCACCCCUAUUAUGUUACAUUUUCUGUAUUUAAUGUGAGAAAGUUUUAAAGAGAAAAACAAGAUUGAAAAAAAAUAUAGAAAAUGUACAUAGUUGAAAAAAGAACACCUGUGUAGCAUCUAGGGCUAAUCAUAAUCAGUUCGACAAUCAAUUCAGUUAUAUUAUUGUGUAUACUAUUUUUAUUACACAUAAAAAAUGUAUAGCAAUAGAACUUGACUAACGUACGAUGGUUGAAAUCAUUAAAUCUUCGUGACAAUCGUUAGUCCACAUGUUAAGCGUGCGAUUUAAUAAUAUAUUUGUGUCAUUAAAUAAAAAGAAAAUUUGGGACUGCGAAUAAAAAGAAAAUGCUUUUGAAUUUUUGUGAUUCUCGCUUACGUCCAGAAAUAAAAUGCAGUACUAUCAGCACGGAAGGAUACGAAGUGACCAAUUUGAUAAGCAAUUCUUGCAAAGGAUUUUUGGCAUAUUCCUGCAUUAAACCGCCAGUUCACAUAGACAUCACAUUUCUUUGUAACAUCAGGAUAAAUCAUAUAUUGAUUUGGCCAUCCGUUGGAUCGCAAAAAUCAUUGGGCUUUCAGCUUUACUGUAAAAGUACAAAUGAUUUCAAUACCCCAUAUACCUUAUUAUCCAAUGGAUUUUUGAGCCCCUGUGAUGCUGGACUAUUGUUUUAUCCAAAUGAUAUCGAUCCUGCAAAAAUCGUCACACCAGCAAAUUUCUUAAAACGUUAUAUUAAAGUCUCGAUGCGACAUUUGACUAUGUAUGCUCAUGUUUUAAGACUAACAAUAUGUAAAACGGAAAAGUCAGUACCAGCAUUAGGAAAGAUUGAAGUUUGGGGAACAGUAUCACCUCGUUGUGGGAAAGAUGUUGUCGCAAGUAUAUAUACUUUAUGGACUAAACAGCAAGCCACAUUGGCAUUACCCAUAACUGAAUGCAAAACUGGCACUACCUCUAUAAAUAUCACUGGCAACAGACAAGAAGAUAAUGCAAAGCUUGAGGUUCCUGAGAGUUUCUUAGAUCCCAUUACAUGGGAGUUAAUGACUCAGCCAAUUACAUUACCUAGUGGCAAAGUAAUAGAUCAGACCACAUUAGAAAAGCAUGGACAGAAUGAAGCAAUCUGGGGAAGACCAUUAUCGGAUCCAUUUACUGCCAUUGUAUUUAACGAGCAUCGUAAACCAAUUAUGGCAACUGCAUUGAAGUCGAGGAUUGAUAAAUUUCUGUUAGAUCAUAGUAAUUUGAAUGAAAUAAAGAGUAUACCAAGAGUCUUAGGUCAUGAUUCAACUUCAGCUAUAGCAGGAGAUAGAAGGAUAACUCAAGUACCAAAGUGUGUGCUAAACAAAAACUUGUUAAAAAGGACUGUCAAAGAUGCUAAAUUAGAUGCAUGCAAGCAAACGAUGGAUGGUUAUUCACAGCAAACAAAGAGAUAUUGCCAUCAACUGCCAGCAGUUGUUGUAUGUUCCAAACAAUCUGCCAAUGCAAGAUCAAAACAAGCGACAAAGAUUUCAAAUUCCUCUAAAUUAGUUCAUAAUAAUUCUCAUAAUCAUAAUAGGGAUGAUAAAUCAGAAAGAUUGGUAGUGGCUAACAUUGACAAUUCCUUAGAUGGCAAUAUAAAAACUCUAUUGUCAAAUAUUAAACGCUUCAGUGAACCAGAAAAAGUGGAGUUACAUAAUAUAUCUAGUGAUUGUAAAUGUUGUAAUAAUAGUAUUCUUUAUAAGCUUCCCUGUAAACAUGUAAUAUGUAGAAAAGUAUUAUUAUCUAUCAAUGUAAAUAGUCGGUGUAAAUCUUGUGGACUUUUUUAUAAAUUGAGCGACAUUGAACGAAUUCAUGACAGUAUUUUAAAUAGAUAGCAGUAAGAUUAUAAAAUAUUAUAAAUAUAUAUUAUAUUACCAGUAAGAAAAUAUUUCAAUUCUUACUGAUAUAACUUGAGCUCCUUCACAUUUAUUAUUUGCCAAAUUUUAUCCAUAUAAGGAGAAUAUGCAAAAUAUAUUAUUGUAACUUCCUGAAUCAUUAGAGAUCAAUGUUACAUCAUUCAUGACAAUUCCAAUAUGACCAAUUCCGAUAAUAAGAUUGCUCGCAUUUUGGCACAUACAAUAUAGUUUACAUUCACAUGUAAAGUCGACAAUUACAUAUGUAAAUAAUGUUUAUAAAAACUUGUUUCUCUAUCUCCAUACAUAUGGUAUAUUAUAACUUAUAAAUAAAUUUAUACAUGUGCUU
Formica exsecta is the source of this 2342-nucleotide messenger RNA. Its product is annotated as RING finger protein 37. Gene Ontology annotation, biological process: protein polyubiquitination. The transcript has 2 exons. The record is from RefSeq and is a predicted model, not a curated record. Gene Ontology annotation, molecular function: ubiquitin protein ligase binding; ubiquitin-ubiquitin ligase activity. Gene Ontology annotation, cellular component: nucleus. The coding region runs from base 479 to 1975 and encodes 498 amino acids. NCBI's taxonomy places the organism in Eukaryota, Metazoa, Arthropoda, Insecta, Hymenoptera, Formicidae.